AUGACUUUGCUUCUGAUGCUAGUGAAUGAGUUGCUUCUACAGAUAUUCAAAGAACUUGAUGAUAUAGAUGAUAUCCUGCAUCUUGGACAAACAUGCAAGCACCUAUACAAUUUACUGAAGUUUAGUCACAAUCAGGUAGAGGUGUUCAAGGCUGUGAUUCUCCAUGCUGAACAUCACAAGUACAACCUCCACCUAUGCUAUCUGAUAGAGAAAUCACCACCUGCAUCAAGCCAACCACAAAGCUCUGUUUUCUGGAGGUUGUAUGCAGCCUCAGAGGACACCCUGUCUGAUGACUUUACAUGGUGCAUUGUCUGCCAUUGGCAGGGUCUGCAACUUCUCAAGGAUCUCUACCUAAACCAGUCAAUCCACUCUGUAUUCUGCUGUUUGAUCUUCCCUUAUGAUGAUGAACACAUCAGCAACAAAAACACACAGUAUAAUAUAUGUAAUACACUAGCAGCAGAGAAGCCUCUGGCAAAGCUAUCAAUCAAGACAUUCCAACAGUCCAGGACUCUAUUCAACUUCAGGCAAACACAGCAAUUCUAUCAGGUUUUGACAGCUCAUUGGUUUGCUGUUGAGGCCUUGUGUUUAGCUCAAGUAUCAGCAUACCCCACAGUGUCAGAGCAACUUAAGGUUUUUGCUCAGAUAGCAGUUAUUUGGCAGGAGGGUCACAGCAGGACACUCUCAGAAUUCUUGAAUAUGGUGGAAAUAUGCAACUUUGUGUGGGGAUUCCUGGGUCAAAAGAUAUUUAGCGACAUUCAAGACUGCCCAUCAUGA
This is a messenger RNA of Coccidioides immitis RS, 774 nucleotides long. RefSeq lists its product as uncharacterized. The coding region runs from base 1 to 774 and encodes 257 amino acids. NCBI's taxonomy places the organism in Eukaryota, Fungi, Ascomycota, Eurotiomycetes, Onygenales, Onygenaceae. The record is from RefSeq and is a predicted model, not a curated record. Gene Ontology annotation, molecular function: protein binding. The transcript is spliced from 3 exons.